AUGAAAACAUGGGCAGGUUGUGCUCAGUUGAUUGGGGUUCCUAGCCAACAUUCCAGGGUUCUUAGUCAUCAUGGAUAUACCGAAAAUUCCUUAAGAUUUCAUCGCCAACGAAUAAAGACUAGAAACAAUUUUGCUACCAACAAUUGCAUUAAUGAGACAAAGCUAAGUUUCUCACAAAACAAGGUGUUGCAUGACAAAAAGAGGCUAGUGAAAAGGCUAUGUUUGCCCUUCACAACUGAUGCUACUAUUUCUAAAGAUGAUGAUGAUGAUAAUUUUUCUGCCUUCUUCACCCACCUCUAUAAGCAACUGAAUGCAUUUUAUCGCUUUAGUCGUCCUCAUACUAUUAUUGGCACGUUAAUAGGUGUUACAUCAGUCUCCCUUCUUCCGAUUGAAUCAAUUGCUGAUUUGUCCCUUGAAUUUUUUGUUGGUUUGUUAAAGGCAUUAGUUCCAUCAAUAAUGAUGAAUAUUUAUGUUGUUGGCCUUAAUCAAUUGUUUGAUUUACAGAUUGACAAGGUGAGUAAGCCAGAUCUUCCGCUUGCUUCGGGAGAAUUUACAAUGGAAGCAGGAUCAAUUAUUGUAACAAUAUGUUGUCUACUAAGUUUUGGUAUGGGAUUUGCUUUUCAAUCCCCUCCAUUGUUCAUUGCCCUUCUAACAAGUUUUAUUCUUGGAAGUGCAUACUCAAUCGACCGUCCCCUGCUAAGAUGGAAAAAGCAACCAUUUCUUGCAGCAGCUUGCAUUGUUAUAGUGAGAGCUAUGGUGGUACAACUUGCCUUCUUUACACACACCCAGAAAUAUGUGCUAGGAAGACCAAUAAUGCUAACAAGGUCAGUCAUAUUCGCAACAACUUUCAUGUGUUUCUUUGCCACAGUCAUUGCACUCUUCAAGGACUUACCAGAUGUCGAUGGUGAUAAACAUUUUGGCAUCCAAUCCUUCAGUGUUACGCUAGGAAAAGAAAAGGUGUUUUGGCUUUGCAUUAAAAUGUUGCUUGCUGCGUAUGGAUCUGCCGUGGCUGUAGGGGCUACUUCGUCAUCCUUGCCUAUCAAGCUUGCAACUGUACUUGGUCAUUCUGUAUUAGCAGCGAUUCUAUUGCUACGAGCACAAUCUGUUGACCUUACAGACAAUGCUUCAAUAACCUCAUUCUAUAUGUUCAUUUGGAAGCUAUUUUAUGCAGAGUACUUCCUGAUUCCUUUGAUUGGCUGA
This is a messenger RNA of Chenopodium quinoa (quinoa), 1200 nucleotides long. RefSeq names its product homogentisate geranylgeranyltransferase, chloroplastic-like. The record is from RefSeq and is a predicted model, not a curated record. The transcript is spliced from 11 exons. Gene Ontology annotation, molecular function: prenyltransferase activity. NCBI's taxonomy places the organism in Eukaryota, Viridiplantae, Streptophyta, Magnoliopsida, Caryophyllales, Amaranthaceae. Bases 1 to 1200 code for a protein of 399 amino acids. Gene Ontology annotation, cellular component: membrane.